CCGAGAACAAUUUGUGGAGAGCAGGGGAAAUAUUGCCGUUUGGGGACGAUGUCGUGUUCCGUGGCGAUUGCGAGCUCACCGGCGUUCUCGCCUUCUCGCUUAUCGAUCUCGUGCAAGGGGUCCCCGGAAAACCUGGCCCUGAAUCCUUGCUCUCCCUCGGCGUCACCCCGCUCAUGCUCGUCCUCGCCUUUCAGGCCGCAGCGGUUCCAGAGAGCGCCGAGCGGGCUUCGGGAGGUCGGUGCCGGGAUCGGCACCUCAUCCUCUCCCUCCGGAUUGGCCGUUGACGCGCCCUCGUCCUCGUCCCCGCCUCCGUCGAGUUCGGGUGGGUCCUGCUCGGUGUCGAAGAGGAAGAGGCCAGCGCGGAUCAACAUCCCGUUGGCCAAGGCAUUGACUUUUGCGCCCGAGGUGUCUGAUGAUUGGAGAGAGGUGGAGGCGGAGAGCGCGAGGUAUACGGUGUAUUGCAAGAGGGGAAGGAAGAGGUUGGUGAUGGAGGAUCGACAUAAGGUGGCGCUGGACCUCAAUGGCGACCCCAAACUGGCUUUCUUUGGCAUUUUUGAUGGCCAUGGAGGUAAGAGGGCUGCUGAAUUCGCUUCCGAGAACUUGGGCGAGUUCAUAGCAGAAGAAAUGGUGACAACUAGUGGAGCGGGCGCCAAUGACGUAGCGAAAGCUGUUAGGAUCGGGUACUUGAAAACCGACGCAGAGUUCUUGAAGGAGGAGGCGGAUGGAGGCGCUUGCUGCGUCACCGCCCUGCUUAGAGAUGGUGAUCUUAUUGUUUCUAAUCUCGGGGAUUGCCGUGCUGUGCUGAGCCGAGCCGGUAAAGCAGAGGCCCUCACGUCUGAUCACCGGCCCUCUCGAGAAGAUGAAAGGGACCGAAUCGAGAGCCUUGAUGGUUACGUGGAUUACUUCCGAGGAGCAUGGCGAUUACAAGGUUCCCUUGCCAUAUCCAGGGCAAUCGGAGAUUCACAUCUCAAACAAUGGGUUAUACCAGAGCCGGAGACCAGAAUCAUUAACAUCGAAGCAGAAUGCGAGUUCUUGAUUCUAGCAUCGGAUGGGCUAUGGGACAAGGUUAGCAUUCAGGAGGCUGUAGACGUAGCACGACCAUCGUGUAUCGACGCUGAUAGUGCAUCAUCAUUGUCUGCUUGCAAGAACCUUGUCGAUUUAUCUGCUAAACGAGGAUCAUUGGAUGAUAUAAGCGUUAUGAUUGUGAAGCUGCAGCAUUAUGUUUGAAAUCAAAUACCCGAUAGCAUAAACACACGGCAUUUUGUUGGAAAA
Molecule: messenger RNA, 1272 nt
Organism: Musa acuminata AAA Group (dessert banana)
Lineage: Eukaryota; Viridiplantae; Streptophyta; Magnoliopsida; Zingiberales; Musaceae
Product: probable protein phosphatase 2C 32
Exons: 4
Coding region: 49-1227 (392 amino acids)
Biological process (GO): peptidyl-threonine dephosphorylation
Molecular function (GO): protein serine/threonine phosphatase activity; cation binding
Source: RefSeq, a predicted model, not a curated record